Molecule: messenger RNA, 1569 nt
Organism: Musca vetustissima
Lineage: Eukaryota; Metazoa; Arthropoda; Insecta; Diptera; Muscidae
Exons: 8
Molecular function (GO): carbohydrate binding
Source: RefSeq, a predicted model, not a curated record
AUGUUUGCUUCAUUUGAAAUUCACGCCCUGCUGUCAGCCACACUGCGCACAUAUCAAAAGGCCGCCUGUGACACAGAUCAAGUUGUAAUUGCAUGUCCACGUGGCACCAGCAUAUCGAUUGAGUUUGCACAAUAUAAUAAAUUUAUAGCCAAAGAUGGCAUCAGUAUUGAGGAAUUGUGUCCUGCAAACAGCGAGGGAACCAGUGAGAAUCGUUCCAAAGCUAAACACCUACUACGUGGCUCAACGUUCGGAUCCCCAACACAAAAGGUGCCCGCAAAUCGCUAUGUUAAUGGCGCACAUUUAUCCGAAUUCACUAGCACAAGUGGCUCCGCAGGCAGCAUAGGUGCUCCCACGACCGCGGAUGACACUUCAGCAUCCACAACAACAAGUAGUGACAACGAUGACAAUAUACCCGACAAUUGUAUGUGGCCGAAUGCUUUACAGUAUUCGUUGUUGCAGACCGUUGUCGAAGCGUGCCAGAAGAAGAAGCACUGCAAAUUCAAUGCUCGGCCACAGUUCUAUGGACUGGGCGCCAGUGGCGUCGGCGAAAGUAGUGGAUCCUCCAGCACAUAUCACAGCACGACUGUCAGCACGAACAUCAUCAGCAUGGAUCCCUGUCCGAAGCGAAGGAAAAUUGUGGAAAUCGCAUACAAGUGCCGUCCAUAUGAAUUUCGAAGUAAAGUGGCAUGUCAUAAUGAUGUAGCUCAGCUGGAGUGUAACCCGUAUUCACGAAUAGCUGUUUACAGUGCAAGUUUUGGACGAACAGAGUACGAGAGCAUUCAAUGCCCACAGCCUCAGGGAGUUCGAGAGGAAACAUGUUUGGCGUCGUAUGCCACCGAAACCGUUAUGCAAAUAUGCCAUGGACGUCGUAGAUGCAAUCUGGCCGCAGAUGCCAAUACAUUUGGUUCGCCAUGUCAACCCAAUUCACGGAUGUAUCUGAAAGUUGUUUACACUUGUGUGCCGAAACAAGUGCUCAUGGAUCGCUACGAAACAGAAAUUGAAGCUGAUGAACCAGAAGACUUCGAGGGCGAUGUUAAUGAUUUGUACGAUGAUGAAUUGUUUUACAAGGAGUCGGAGGCAAUUCCGAAGCUGUACAGUAACACCACUGUUCCGGCGGCACGCAACAAUGCCAGCAUUACUCUGAAUGGAACCUACAAUGCAGUGACAAGUGUUAAUAGAGCCAAUAAUGCCACACUGGGUAUGUUUGAGGGUGAUAUGGGCGGCGUUAAUCCCGUAAUGACACACAGCGCCGACAUGACUCUGGAAGACGACCAGGAACGAUUGUUUGUUUAUCUGCUGACUGCCGGUUCGUUGGGUGUCAUACUCUGCAUAGUUGCGAUUGCGGUUAGGCUAGUGGUUCUCAAACGUCAUGAUAGUGCAACUGACACUCAUUCAACUUCGUCGGGCAAGGGAGGUCCGGUCACUGGUGCCUGCUCCGGGGGCAUUGCGGGCGUCGAAGGAGUCGCUGAGACUACAAUACCGAACGGUUUCAACGACACAAUUUCCGAAGUAGAUGCUGACAUCGAUUUGCAAACGCCAAUUCCGGUGCCAAGUGUGUCAAAGAACGAG